ACGUCAACAAACGAUACGGUACAUAUCAUAUUUUAUAAUUUUUUUUUCAGAAAACAAAUAGCAAUGGCGUCUACGGCCUUCGAGAGCGACCUCGAUCCUCCGAAUGUCGAACAAGACAGCAACUACGGGCCUACCGGUAACAACAAUAGCCACAACAACCAUAGAGGCAUAAAUGGCAGAAAUAGCAAGCGGAGGCAAUCGCAAAACAGCGAUAAUCUUAUGUUGCAGCGAAACAGUACAAAGUUAAAUGGGACAAACCUAGAACCCCAGAACUAUCGCUACGGGAACCUAGAACCGCAAAAUAGUUAUGGGCAAAGCUACAGCCCUUUCCCGACGAGCAUCGACGAUGCGGAUCCCUCGUCGCUGUUCAACAGCCUGACGGCCGGUUUUUGUUCAACUGCCGCUGCCGCGAGUGGAUCCUUCUUUUCUUCGAUAUCCUCCACGGACUUGGAAAACGACCCAGAGCUUACUCCCGGCCGCGGCAAUAGCAACAACGACAACAGCAACAGCAACAGCAACAACUCAUUUGGGAUGCGCUGGAGCGAAUUGUUUGGGAGCUUCAGCAGCCAGCGGAGCAACAGCAGCAGAAGCGGAGGAGGAGGAGACAGACACAACGACAGAAGUGAAAACGGGAACAAACCCGCGAGGAGAACGAGCAGCAUCCUCGGGGCUUUAGAUAGCGGGAACUGGAGCUUGUUGUUUGAUCCAUCGGAUUGGAACGGCGAUAUGCUCGGAAAAUUGCAGGGAGAACAAGACCAGACAGAAGAGAAAGCAAACAAACAUGAUGAAAAUGAUCAAUAAAAACUAGAACAGCAACAGCAACUGCGGAUUUCAACCAAGGUUGGGGAAAACGCUGUUCAAAACGCAGAAUCAUUACAUACCAUGUCGGACGAAAUGGCUUCUCUAUUGCCAAUUCCCAUGCCCUUGAACACGACAACGAGCAAAAACGGUGGUACUGCCAAUAUAAAUCUCAACGUGAAUGGUAAUGCCACUUUCAAUUGCAAUGGCAGUGCCAAUUCACAACAGCAGCAACAGCGCCUACACGAACAGAAUACGCACMAGCAGCAUCAACAACAGCGCAACAUGCAAGUGCGUUCAGCAGAGAAAAUUCAAGGCAACGACAAAUUUUUGAUUACCAGCAAGCUCGAGAAUAUUUCGGUGCAAGAAAAAGAAAAAGCCAAUCUGGAUGUGCACGGAAUCAAUAUCUACGAAAAGGAAGACCCGGUCGUUCUGGAGCAGAAGCUUCGAGAAAUGCAUCGCCAUAUCAUUGCCGAAUACUGCAGGUCCACCACGACGGUCUUCAAGGAAGCCAAUCGCAACCGCAGGCAGCCGAGUGUGACAACGACAACUGCAUCUUCAGCGCUGGGCUGGACUUUUGCCAACCACCCGGAGUACGUCAAGCAGGAUUGCAUCAAGUUCCUGCGGGCCGUGGGAAACUACCACCCCAAGACUGCAGCGAAAAGAAUGUCGGCCUAUUACGAAGUUAAGCGACUUUAUUUUGGGCACCAUCACAACAGAAGCAAUAGCAGUGGCAACAAUUAUGGUACAAACGGGAGCAGGAAUGAGGACGAUGAGAUAUUGUGCCGAGAUAUUCGGUUGUCCGAUUUGACGGAGGAAGAUCGCAGCUGCCUACCAAGGGGACCGAUGCAGCUUCUAGAAGAGAAGGAUAGGUCUGGACGAAUUGUAACGAUGAUGUUUGGAAAACUCCUUGAAGACCUGCCGUUAGAGUCGUUGGUGCGUACCCUCCGUAUCUAAUUUUGUAUCCAGCUGAUUGUACAAUGGGUUUGCGUUCUUGGUGUUGUGUUGGGUGCAUCGUGGGAUGCUGCGUUGCAUUUCAGGUGAGUUGUUUUUCCGUUGUGUACUCCUAACUUGAUAUCGUGUUCUAUGGAAUGUUCCUUCUCGUCUUCGACAGGCCCGAAUUAUCCUUUACGGAAGCCAGAUUAUGACCAAGGACGAAGCCAAUCAAAUGGCUGGGUACGUCCACAUCGUGUGGGCCCAUGGAAUGAAGUCGAACAUGUCGGCACCUAGGGCCUUGCUCAAGACAAAGAUGCUGCAGGAGGUCAGAAAAUGUUUGCCGAUCCGAUGUGUUGCCAAACACUUUUGUUACGACAAUCCGAAACUGGACCGGGUGCUUUAUGGGGCUUUAGUACACGGACUAGACGCCUUUCAGGUGGUCCGGACAAGGUUUCACCGAGGAUCGGUUACGGAAUGUGUCUACAAUCUCAUGACGUAUGGAAUAUCACAGGAGAGUAUUCCCAUCGUGAUGAAUACAAAGGGAAAGUUGAACACUUAUAUGAUGGCGAGUAACAAAUGCAAACACAACAA
Molecule: messenger RNA, 2325 nt
Organism: Pseudo-nitzschia multistriata
Lineage: Eukaryota; Bacillariophyta; Bacillariophyceae; Bacillariales; Bacillariaceae
Source: the annotation of a GenBank genome assembly